AUGCACACAUUCGCUUCUACACUUGCGCUCACCCAGCUCUUUGUGGGCUUGGGCUCGGCUAUCCUUGAUGGCAUCGAUGCUCGUGAUGUAUACGAGGAGAUGGAACACCUCCUCGUUGACAACAGCGGGACCAACUUUGAUGGCUUCAUCAACGCAGUCAGUCCCUGCAGUAACUACUUCCAGGAUAGAACUGGAAUCGAGGGAGAACAGUCUUCUGCUCAAUGGGUCAGAUUGGUCUUUCACGAUUUCGUGACGGCGGAUGUUUCCGCUGGCACCGGAGGACUAGAUGGCUCCAUUGCCUACGAAGCCGAUCGUCCUGAGAAUCCUGGCCUCUUUGUCAACGACACCCUGAAAUUCAUGUUGCCAACAAUCACGGCCUAUGUGAGCAUGGCAGACAACAUAGCUUUGGGUAUUGUGGCCGCUGUUGCUACUUGUAGUGGAAACUCUACAGGCAUUCCCCUUAGAGCCGGCAGGACAGACGCCCUCGCAGCUGGACCGUCUGGAGUGCCAGAGCCAACUACGAGUUUGGAGGACACUCUAGCUCAAUUUGAGGCUGCAGGCUUCAGCCAAGAGGACGCUAUUGCAUCAACUGCCUGUGGCCACUCCCUUGGGCGCAUUCAUUAUUCCAACUUCCCCGAUAUCGUUGAUGAGAGCACAGUAACAUCCAACAACACCCAUGGUGGAGUGGGAUUCGAUAGCACUCCUGCUUCGUUUGAUGCUACUGUCGUUAACGAAUACCUGGACGGCACUGGGUCCUUGGGAGGACUGCUUGUCACAGCACCCAGCGUCGAUGAUCGGUCUGAUCUGCGUCUGUACGCCUCGGACAAUAAUGCCACCAUGCAGAAUCUCUCGGAAGAAUUGGCAUUCCGAUCUACUUGCUUCGACGUAUUCGAGCGCAUGAUCAACACUGUCCCCAGCGGAUCCACCUUGACAGACCCGAUCGUCCCAAUGGCCUGGAAGGCUAUUGAGCUCGCCACUGACAUUGACUCAACCGGCUCGGUCUCCAUCGCUGGUCGCAUCAGGAACCUCUACAGCUCUGGCUCAGCGCCUACAGAUGUCACUUACACCAUCUCUGGAUCGAGUGGUGACUUCACCGCCACAAGCGCCACAGCUUCGGGUACUGGUGGGUCUCUAUUCGGCUCAACGAGCUACUAUGCCUUUAAUAGCACCAUCGACAGCCCCGGCACGACAUCUCUCAGCUUUGGCGAUGUCUCUUACGACAUCAAUGACGAGAUCUUUGUCCUCCCAGCCAAGAGCACAACGAGUAAUCGCAGCGGCACAGUCAAGGCCGCAGUACUGACCUCGUCAGUAACGGACGAUGCAAUGCAGCUGGUUCUCUACAUUCCCGGGGCCAUUAGCGGUACAGCCGCCAGGGUGAUUGCCACGUCGACGGUCGCCAUGACCGAGUACGGUACCGCUGGCAACUAUACUCUCUACUCGGCCAGCAUCAGCGGAAACGUUGGUUCCGGCUCUGGCACCAUUGUCAAGGCCGUCAUGGGCGAUCUUGCUAGUAAUACUGUCAAGGUCGAGAUUUUUGGUUGA
Pestalotiopsis fici W106-1 is the source of this 1542-nucleotide messenger RNA. RefSeq lists its product as uncharacterized. Lineage: Eukaryota; Fungi; Ascomycota; Sordariomycetes; Amphisphaeriales; Sporocadaceae. Gene Ontology annotation, biological process: cellular response to oxidative stress; hydrogen peroxide catabolic process; response to reactive oxygen species. The transcript is spliced from 8 exons. Bases 1 to 1542 code for a protein of 513 amino acids. The record is from RefSeq and is a predicted model, not a curated record. Gene Ontology annotation, molecular function: heme binding; peroxidase activity.